AUGCGCAUGACAACAGCACGGUACUCAAGAGAUUGACAUCUGCGGUCCCGCUCCUCUUUAUUGGAGAUUAUUUUAAAGGCGUUUUAUAAACUAGUCGAACGUCUGUUUUGGAAAUGGGCUACGUCGAACGCUGUGGAGGAUUUUGCUCGUUUGAGUAACGCUGAGGAGGAAGUCAUGUGGUGGUUCCAGCAGGGUCUAUGCUUCUUGCCCACCUUUCUGGUAGUCUGGACUGCAGCGGCGUUCGUCUUCGCCUACGUGACGGCAGUGGUCCUCAGACAUGUCGAUCCUCUGGUGCCUUACAUAAGCGACACAGGAACAAUGGCGCCCGAGAGGUGCUUGUUUGGCAUCAUGCUGGAUGUGUCGGCCUUUUUAGGUAUGGCCACAGUGUACGUGCGCUACAAACAAGUGGAGGCGCUAAUGAGCAGCGAUGAGGACCGGAUCGCGUACCGACUGAACCGUUUCGGGCUGCUUCUUGGCCUCUUCAGCUCCGCGGGCAUGUGCGUCGUAGCUAACUUCCAGAAGACCACGCUGUUCUCGGUUCACCUGUUGGGCGCGGCGUUGACGUUCGGUGUGGGCGCCCUCUACGUUAUGGCACAGACGGCGCUGUCGCACCGCAUGCAACCGAACGUGCACAGCAAGGCAGUGUUUCAUGUGCGGUUGGUGUUGGCGACGUGGACGCUUGGGAGUAUCGUCACCAUGUUUGUAUCGUCUGUCGCCAUGUAUGGCAGUCUGCCCGGAGUGGACGUCGCACGCAAGCUGCACUGGACGCCCGGAGAGACGGGCUACACGGCUCACAUCAUCAGCACGGUGAGUGAGUGGUCGCUGGCGUUAUCCUUCAUCAGCUUCUUCCUGACGUACAUUCGGGAUUUCCAGAAAAUCACGCUACGAGCGGAAGUGGACAUGCAGCACGGCCAUCUGUACAACAACCCGUGGCAGUUUGCCGCCGACAGAGCUCAACCCUCCGAGUCAUCGCCGCUGUUGCCGGGCGGAGACACGUAAAAGUACUCCAAACGAACACAAAUGAGCACUCUUCACUUUUUUUAAACCAUUUCUUAUGUGCACUUACACAAGCGACUAAAUGAUUUAAGAAAAUCUCAGGAAGACUGUGAAGCUCAGUGCUGAGCCUUCAAAAAAUGGGAAAUAUAAACUGUAUGCUGACUAAGAAAAAAAAUAAAACUUAAAAAGCAAAUGAAAACUAAUUUUGAGAAAAUGAUUGUCAUUACUUUUGCUUUUUCAUUAUAAACAAACCCAUUGAAAUUUCUCAUUUUAAUGGACUGAUGGUGGUCACGUAGGAUUAUUUUUUUAGCAAUUAAAAAUGAUUCACCUAAUUUAUUUAAAAAAAGUGUUUAAAUUCCAUGAAAACGUUAAAAUUUUAAUAAAAUAUACUGUAUACCAACAUAUUUGCCUAUUUUUUUGCAGAUGUUUUUAUCCAAAAUUAAUAUCUUGUGAACCUUUAAUUCUUAAUUAAAAAAUAUAAAUCCUUGUAAAAUGUAUAUUAUAGAAUCAAAUUGACUAUUCACCUAUUAACAAAUAUAAAAUGUCUUUUAAAAAAUAUAUGAAGGUUUAACAUCUUUUUAAUUAUAGGAAUAAAAACAGAUGGUGGUUUAAAAUGUACUUACGUAUCCACCUAGUUUUUCCAUUUUUUUUUUUUUUCUAUUAAUCUUUUUUUCAAUAGUAUUGCACUUUAUCCUCAUCUAUGCAGUUAUAUUGGGCAUUGAAUCCAUUUUGGUUAUAUCAUUGGUGCCCCUUAACCCCGCAGAUUUCUUUAAAAAAACUUAAAAAAAAAAAAAAAACUAAGAAAAAUAAAAGCACAAACAAAAUUCCUUCGAAGACAUUCAUAUUUUUUUAUUCAUUCAUCUUUCAAUCAUGUUUUUGGUCCCACGAGUUCAAAAUUGCAACAUUUUAACACAUAUAAUACAGAAUUCUGUGUAUAUUUGUGUCACAUACAUCCAAUAACAGCAAUAAAUAAUACAGAAAAAAAACAAGAGAAGCAGCCUUUUGUUUUUUGUGUGCAAAAUGAAAAACUGGUAAGCAGGU
Corythoichthys intestinalis (scribbled pipefish) is the source of this 2037-nucleotide messenger RNA. RefSeq names its product DNA-damage regulated autophagy modulator 2b (gene dram2b). NCBI's taxonomy places the organism in Eukaryota, Metazoa, Chordata, Actinopteri, Syngnathiformes, Syngnathidae. Gene Ontology annotation, cellular component: lysosome. Gene Ontology annotation, biological process: photoreceptor cell maintenance; regulation of autophagy. The record is from RefSeq and is a predicted model, not a curated record. The coding region runs from base 175 to 999 and encodes 274 amino acids. The transcript is spliced from 8 exons.